UUAAAAUUAAAGGUAUCACAAUAGAAAUGGAUAAAACAAAUAACCAACAAGUAGAUACACUUAAUUCGAGCAAAAUCGUAGAAAGUAAUGCACAACCAUCAUAUAGCAGCAUACUCAAAAAAUCUUUACCACAAACAACAUAUCAGCAAGCACCAAAGGAAAAUGAGAUGGAGUAG
This is a messenger RNA of Racocetra fulgida, 176 nucleotides long. Lineage: Eukaryota; Fungi; Glomeromycota; Glomeromycetes; Diversisporales; Gigasporaceae. The record is from the annotation of a GenBank genome assembly.